Molecule: messenger RNA, 804 nt
Organism: Phaethon lepturus (White-tailed tropicbird)
Lineage: Eukaryota; Metazoa; Chordata; Aves; Phaethontiformes; Phaethontidae
Gene: CREBL2
Product: cAMP responsive element binding protein-like 2
Exons: 3
Biological process (GO): regulation of DNA-templated transcription
Cellular component (GO): nucleus
Molecular function (GO): DNA-binding transcription factor activity
Source: RefSeq, a predicted model, not a curated record
GUGGUUGGGGGCAAGGUGAAAAAACCAGGCAAGCGAGGUCGUAAACCAGCCAAAAUAGACUUAAAGGCGAAACUUGAAAGAAGUCGUCAGAGUGCAAGAGAGUGCAGAGCCAGGAAGAAGCUGAGGUACCAGUACCUGGAAGAGCUGGUUUCAAGCAGAGAGCGAGCCAUCUGUGCUCUCAGAGAAGAGCUUGAAAUGUACAAGCAGUGGUGCAUGGCGAUGGACCAAGGGAAAAUCCCCUCUGAAAUAAAAGCCCUGCUAACUGGAGAGGAGCAAGGCAAAGCACAGCAGAACUCAACCAAACUUGCCAAGGCUGGGAAGACAGAAGCAAAUGGCAGCAAUCCCUGAGACCAAUGCAGAACCUUCCGCACUGCAGCAGAGAUAGCUUGAUAGCUAGCAGAAGAAUGCUGUUGUCAGAGAAGUGGAUGCAUCCCUGGGUGCAGGGGGAAGAAUCCCAGUCUGCUGUCUUCUCUUUGCUCCUCCCCACAUGAAACUCUUUGAUUGUGGUGUUCCUAAGCCUGCAUGGAGUGGGGUUUUGGGGCCUAAUAGGCAUUUGUGUAAGCGGAGCCUUGUUCUUACUUUCUCUACACCACCCUCCCCAAAUACAGCUAUGGCAGCUUUUGGGCAUUCCCAGUAAGAGGUGGGGGCUGCUUGUGUGUCAGAGUCCAGAAUUUGACUGGCUUUGCGGUCAGUAGUUAUGUGGUUGGUAACUGUGUAGGAGUCUGAGAGGUUCUAUAAAACAAAAGCAAGAGGAGGACCUCAUAAGAGCUUUCCUAAAGGCAAAUGGAGUACUGUAGGUCAAGG